ACAAACGUCCUUGGGUGUGCAUCACUUCAAGCAAACAGAAAUGUGCCCUGCUGAGGGUGGGGUGCCUGGGUGGGGGUGGGGGCCCGAGAGCUCCGCAUCCAGCUGAGAGUGAAAUUCCUUGAGAAAACCCCCUUCCUGUCGCAGCACCCACAGCACUCAGCCUGUUCGCAGCCCAACGGCCUCUCCGAGAAUGCUCCAUUUAAAAGUGCAGUUUUUGGAUGAUUCCCAGAAGAUUUUUGUGGUUGAUCAAAAGUCACCUGGAAAGGCGCUGUUUAACCUGAGUUGCAGCCAUUUAAAUCUUGCUGAAAAGGAAUAUUUUGGAUUGGAAUUCUGCAGCCAUUCUGGAAAUAAUGUUUGGUUGGAACUUCUAAAGCCUAUAACAAAGCAAGUAAAAAAUCCUAAGGAGGUUGUUUUCAAAUUUAUGGUGAAAUUUUUCCCAGUGGACCCUGGACAUCUGCGAGAAGAACUAACAAGAUAUCUUUUUACUCUUCAAAUAAAGAAGGAUUUGGCUCUAGGAAGGCUUCCAUGCAGUGACAACUGUACAGCGUUGAUGGUAUCUCACAUCUUACAAUCAGAACUAGGAGACUUUCAGGAAGAAACAGAUAAGAAACAUCUGGCACAAACGCGGUACUUACCAAACCAAGACUGUUUAGAGAGCAAGAUACUGCACUUUCAUCAGAAACACAUCGGUAGGAGCCCAGCUGAAUCUGACAUUCUCCUACUGGACAUAGCAAGGAAGCUGGACAUGUAUGGCAUCAGGCCCCACCCCGCCAGUGAUGGUGAAGGGAUGCAGAUCCACCUGGCUGUUGCUCACAUGGGAGUACUGGUGUUACGGGGAAAUACAAAGAUCAAUACUUUUAACUGGGCUAAAAUCCGCAAGUUGAGCUUUAAAAGAAAGCAUUUUCUUAUCAAGCUUCAUGCCAACAUCUUGGUGUUGUGCAAGGACACCUUAGAGUUCACCAUGGCCAGCCGAGAUGCCUGCAAGGCUUUCUGGAAGACUUGUGUGGAGUACCAUGCUUUCUUCAGGCUUUCUGAAGAGCCCAAAUCAAAGCCCAAAACUUUACUCUGCAGCAAAGGGUCCAGUUUCCGCUACAGUGGAAGAACCCAAAGACAACUUUUGGAAUAUGGGAAAAAAGGGAGAUUGAAGAGCUUGCCAUUCGAAAGGAAACAUUACCCAUCUCAGUACCAUGAACGACAGUGCAGGUCGUCACCAGACCUCCUCUCGGAUGUGUCAAAACAAGUGGAAGAUUUGAGACUAGCAUAUGGCAGUGGGUGUUACCGAAAUGUGAAUGGCGUGCACGCAUCUGAACCUGUGCUAGACAGUAGGAGGAGGAACUCUGCAACGGACGUGACGUUUGCAGCCGAGCUGGAGCGUUCCAAACCAGAGGCAGAUCCCACAUUGUUGCCUCAGUCCCGAAGCAGCUCCUCUUUCCAUUUUAUGUAUACAGACCCUGUUUUUAACCCUGACCCUGAUCCUGAUCCUGAUCCUGACUUCUUUGAGGAGAAGAGUCCUCUAAGCUCUUUCCAAACAAGCUGUAAGUUUCGUAACAAUCACAUGAGUACAUCUUCUGGCCUCACGAGCACAGUGAGUCCAGCAAGGCAGCUCACUUACACAGAUGUGCCCUACAUUCCCUGCACUAGCCAGCAGGUUGAUAUUAUGCCCCCCCAAGUCUUUUUUUAUGUGGACAGGCCACCCCAGGUGCCCAGACGAUCUCCAAUCAUGGCAAAGGAAAGGGAAAGGCCAGACAGCUGUCUAGAGACCUCUGUAACAAAACCAGCUAAAAGAAGUCCAAGGAAUAUCAGAAUGAAGAGCUUUCAGCAAGACUUUCAAGAACUCCAAGAAGCUAUGGCCAGGACUAGUGGUAGGAGCAACAUAAAUGUAGAUCUGGAAGAGGAACCACCAACGUUGGAAGAUGCAUUUGCACAUAACCUUCAUGAGCAAACCCCUAAGCGAUCCCAGAGCCAAUCAGACAUGAAAACGAUCCGUUUUCCUUUUGGGUCAGAAUUUAGACCUUUAGGGCCUUGCCCUGCUCUGAGUCGUAAAGCUGACCUGUUCACGUGUAUGUUUGCACAGCAGGAGUUUCCCACAGUUCUGGUGGGUCAGAGUGCAGCAGAAAAAUAUGUGGCCAGUGAAUCCAGUGAUUCUGAAUCAGAGAUGCUUAACCCAGACUACUAUUCUUUGUACGGCAAAGGAAUAAAGUCACCCGUGGCCAGGAUCCGCUUGUCUUCUGGUAGUCUACAGCUAGAUGAGGAAGAUGAAGAUGCUUCUUUCAACCCAGCAGCUGCUGAAGACAGGACUUUGCUAAAAUCGUGUAAUUACUAUUUAGCUUAAAACUGUGAAUGCUAUGAACAUUUCUGGGCCAGUUCCACAUGACCACCAUAGGUUUAAAAAAAGAGAGAGAGACAGAAACCUCUUUGCAUAAGCCAUUUUCUUAGUUACUACUCAAUGGCAUUCAUUAAAGGAACCUUCUCAUUUUGGACACCUAGCUUAU
Orycteropus afer afer is the source of this 2492-nucleotide messenger RNA. The record is from RefSeq and is a predicted model, not a curated record. Lineage: Eukaryota; Metazoa; Chordata; Mammalia; Tubulidentata; Orycteropodidae.